This is a messenger RNA of Sorghum bicolor (sorghum), 858 nucleotides long. Its product is annotated as sarcoplasmic reticulum histidine-rich calcium-binding protein. Lineage: Eukaryota; Viridiplantae; Streptophyta; Magnoliopsida; Poales; Poaceae. The record is from RefSeq and is a predicted model, not a curated record. The transcript has a single exon. The coding region runs from base 1 to 858 and encodes 285 amino acids.
AUGGCGGCCCCGGCGCCUCACGUCGCGGUGCUCGCCGUCCUCCUCCUCCUCGCGCGCCUCGCCGCCGCGCAGCCGACCAAGGGCGCCAAGGCCUUCUGCAUUAGCCAGUUCGCCAUCGCCAGCCAGGCCUGCUCCAUCCUGCCGCCGAGCCCACCCGACGAGCACCACAGCCACGAGGACGAGGAGGACGAAGAAGACGAGCACGAGGGCGAGGAGCACCACCAUGCCCGCGACCGGCGUCGCAGCAGCCACCACGCGGCGGCCGCCAUCAGCAUCUCGUCCCUGAUGGCGCGGAGUAACGGCAGCCACGGCGUCUCCGGGAACCGCACCGUUGGUCACCACCAACACCAGGGCGGCAACCGCACCCGCGGCGGCCACGGGCGCGGGCGCGGUCGAGGCCGCGGGCGUGGCGGGCGCCGUGGCCGUCUGCGCGACGGCGAGGACGACCACCAUGACGCCGACGAUCCUGACCACGACGAUGAUCAUAAAGACGACGACCAGCAUGAUGCCGACGAUGAUCAUAAGGACGACGACGGACAUCAGGACGAGGAUGAUCACCAAGACGACGACGAAGACCACCACAACACUGACGACCCGGACCACGACGAUGACCACGAGGACAAGGACGAGGACGAGGACGACGAGGAGGACGAUGAAGAUGAAGACCACGACGAACACCACCACGACGAGGAGCUCCGCGCGUACCGCGACUGCUGCCGAUGGCUCAAGGAGGUGCAGAAGGACUGCGUCUGCGAGGCGCUGCUGCGGCUGCCCCCCUUCCUCGUCAAGCCGCAGCACACUUACGUGGUCAGGGUCGGGAGGACGUGCAAGAUCACCUACCGCUGCGGCGGCGUCUAG